Molecule: messenger RNA, 2961 nt
Organism: Amoebophrya sp. A25
Lineage: Eukaryota; Dinophyceae; Syndiniales; Amoebophryaceae
Source: the annotation of a GenBank genome assembly
AGGAAAUGGAAGUGAAGAAGGAAGAUAAACAUCAGCAGGCAGUUCUUGAUAUCAAGGAUGAUAAUCACAUAUUUACAUCUUCAUCUCCAACAUCUACUCCAAAACCAAAGACGAUCCAGAAAGAUUUGAAAUGCACGUCUUGGUGGCGCAGAAAUUUUCAGUUCUUUGUAGACCUCGUCCGCGACUUCAAGAAGUACAUCUACUUGCAGCCUGGGUACUUCGUAAAAGCAGUCGCAGUGUACGAAACGUUAAAAGCGAUGAAAGAAGGUGACCACUUGCUAACCACAGACCCAACGAAACAUCUUCCAAAUGCUCAGAUGGAAGAGUUGGGUGUGCCGUUUUUCUGUGAUUCCCGGAAAGAUGAAACCACAAAGAUAAAACCACAUGGAGUUGGAGAAGAAGAUGGAGGAGAGGUCGUUGAAAAUGUAGUGGACUCUACGACCAUCACCUCAUCAGAAGAGGACAAAAAUCCAAUUCAUCCGAAUGCUCCACAUGCUGACGAGUUCUCAACCACAGCACGCAAAGUCCUCGACUGGCGUAUCCAGACAAGCACAAAGACAUCAGCGAAACAGCAAAAUAGCAUGAAGCCAUCUUUUUUCCGAGAUUUCAACAAGUCUGACAUUGAGGCUUUAGAGCUACUAGCAGGUAAGCGUGGGUUGAUUCCAGGUGUGCGGUUGCCACCGAGCAUUAGGUGGGAAUAUUCCAGUGAGAGCUUCUCGACUGCGUGCAAACAUUGGCUAGCGGUGAGACCAGGCUUUAGAGCGGACUUUCGCAGAUUUCUACAUACAUUGUUGUUCAAAAGUGGGGUGGGGAGCGGAGCUAUUACUUCGAGGCCUUCUUCAACUUUAUCCUUAUCGACCACGACAUCUUCUGCGACUAGUACGUUCUUCACUGAGAUCUUGAAGCAGCGAAAGAUUGUGAUGGGCGAAGAUGACAAGGUCAUCGACGCGGCGGAUACGAACAGCACGAGUAAGAGUAAGGAGCCUAAAAAAGAAGAUCAACAAGGUCAUGUCGACGACGAUGCUUACAAAGUUCGUGACUUCGCUCAAUCUGCAACCGAAACGCCACUUGAAGAUGCUACUGCGAGCAGUCGUAGACGAAAUGGCGGCUUUGAAUCGUUUACACAGAUGUGGAGUAAUCGCACAUCAAGUACAGGAACAGGAGCAAGAGGAACAGCGGCAACAGAAUCAGAGCCCCUCCUUCCUGGUGACAAGCAAUGUUUUGCAUAUACUCGUCUUAUCGUUGUGCACAAAGCGUGGCGACUUUUUUUAGAAACUCUGGAAAGGAGAAGGAAUAGGAAAUCUUCUAGCAUUACGACAUCAGCAUCAGUAUCAAAAAAGGCGCAAAACCAAAAGCAAAAAGAAGACAGUUUGAUGAAGUCGAAGCUUCAAGCAGAGUUUGAGGCUCCACUGGAUGAAGUUCUACUAGCAGCGCAAGAAGCAGGAUUAGAAGGCGUUGCCGUUGUCACACCGAAACCCUCUAAAGAGAGUAAGAGGAAGAGCUCAGGAACGUCUGGAGGCGGUUCUACGAUGACACCUGGCUCCAUCCUUGGGCCUGGGGAAGAUUUUUUGCAGCUGUACUCUUCCUUGAGACCAAGUGGAGCUGGUGCGGACCGUCUCCGGCCCUUAGAGGUAGAUCCGAUCGUCUCUCCGUUUGAUGCGUUUUACACAGGGUGCAUAGAGGUGGAGCUGUUGGUGGAGAAAACGGUAGGGGAACGGGGUAUCCGUCAGAUGAAAAUUGAGGCAGAUCGUGGAAAGGUCCCAAUAGAUGAAAAUGUACAGCUCGUCAACGAAGACGAAGGAGAUCCAUUCACUCUUCUCUCCUCCUGGAUUCAAGCUGCACGCCGUUGCAGCGCUUAUUGGUCUUCCUACUUGCCGAUGCACCAAAACACAUGGCUCUUGUUUCGCAAAAACGCUGAGAAUAUGGAGUUUCUGCAGUUGUGGCUGCGCUUACUACACGACAAACGACUACUUUUCGGCUUUCCCUUCGUGGACCAGUCACCUCUUGGCCACCUGUUGAGAGCGUUUAAAUAUCAGACGUUGGCGUUUCCGGGAUUGUACUAUCCUAGACUUGGCACCUGUCCUGUCUACGACAUCACUGCGGACGAGGCGGAAGCAAUGAGAAAACAUGGGUUUCUAGAGGAGGGAGGGGAAAAGGAGGAUGAACAUGGACAUGGAAGAGAAGUCGACGAAGGAGAACAAGGAGAAGGAGAAGAAGGUGGGGGAACAACUACAUCGACCAAUAUCCAUAAGCCGGUAUCAUCUACUGACGAAUCAUCAACAUCUUCUGCUGCAUCAGCUUCUUCAUCUCCAUUAUCAUCUCCUGGAGAAACAACAAGUGGGUGGAAACAAAAAAUCCUCGACCAACUUUUGCCCGAAAGUCCUUUUGGGAGACCGGAUUCUUUCCCCAUCAACAAACGCUACCUGACUCCCUUCUGCUCGCCCAACGCUAACCGAAUCGUGCAGAACAUGCAUGCUCAAGGAAACCUGGUGAAAAAUUUGGGCACUCUGACACCUCAACUGAGGGAGGCGAGGCAGAGACUCCUCAAUCUGAAUCUCAUGGAGAAUGAACAAGGUGACAGAGGAGCAAACGGGGACAGAGCAAUCCGAGAAGAAGAAGAUGCCAACCCCUCGUUUACCUCCACUGUUGAGAUCAAAACAGAUGGCACAAGAACAUCAAAUGUGGUUGGUGACCUGAUGGAUAGAAGUAAAGUCGGAGUAGAUCGUCCCUUUGGCGAGGCUGAGAGAGAGCGAGCAAAAGGAGCAUGGAUGUUGACACCCUCAGAAUCUUCCUUACAGGACUUCAAUCCCCUUACCAUUGGUCCAUAUUUGCAUAACCUCUUUCUGGAAACAGGGAUGUAGGCAACAAGUUCUUGUAGUUGUGAUUCAUUGUAGCUGUCGCAAGUAACAGGUUCAAGUCCUAGUCACUCGCACUGCAGGGUGCUCCUGACAAAUCGAUUCG